Molecule: messenger RNA, 2386 nt
Organism: Zalophus californianus (California sea lion)
Lineage: Eukaryota; Metazoa; Chordata; Mammalia; Carnivora; Otariidae
Gene: ACTL10
Product: actin like 10
Exons: 1
Coding region: 1087-2040 (317 amino acids)
Source: RefSeq, a predicted model, not a curated record
UUAAGAGCUUUCUCGUCAGCACUGGAUUGGGGCAGGGAAGGGGGAGGGUGGUUGGCUGUACAUCUAGCCAGAAUACAUCAGAUAAUCUGAAGGGGUUUGGGGAGGGAAUCAGAUUGGUUGUGCAGCUGAGGCCAGAUACCCCAAUGCCAAAAUCACUGCUCUUGGCCUUGUCCCAGGAGAGCAGAUGUGUCCAGGGAGUUUUCAUGGAUGGAAAGGGCUGUGGGGAAGGAAGCACAGCAGGUACUGAGGACUGAGGUCACAAUGAGUCCAAUCCAAGUUCUUUUCCUUCCUUCUCUGACCACCCCGUUCCACCAACACAACCAGGAAAGACUUAAGGCCAGGAGAGAGGUGCCAGGAGACCGCCUGGGGCUCAAGGACUGGGCUGGACUCCUGGGUCCCCACGGGAGGAUAUAUGUCCCCAGAACAUUGCCACAAGGCCCCUUCAUUGUUAAGAGUUAUGCUGCUCCGGGCAGCUUCUCCUUAUUUAGGAUUUGAUGCGGCCCUCUCAUCAUCCACCUCCGCCAGGGCCGAAUGAGUGGGCCGCGCAGCGGAGGUGAGUCCUCAGGCGGGUCUGGUGCAAGGUGGAGUCUUGAGUCUGGAGCCACAGGAGGGCAAAGAAGGUCUGAAGCGGCGGAAGCCCGCUGAGAGCGGGAGACUGGCCCUUGAGCCGGGGGCGGGGCCUCGGGCCCGUGGGCGGAGCCAAGAGCUGAAAAGGGACGUCCAGUCUGACGGGAAGAGUGGGAGCUCUAGACCAGAGGCUGCAGCCAAAAAUUGAGAGCCCUAGUUCUGUGGCCAGAAAGGCCGGGACUUAGGCUUGGGGCCAGAGCCAAGAGCUGAAAGGCGGGCGGAGCCUCAGGCACGCGGCGGGGCGGAGCCCAGAAAGCCACGGUGGCAUCGGUGUCCGGAAGCAGGCGGGUCCGUCGGCCGCCCUCGCUGGGCCGCGUGGCGGUGGUCAUAGACCAGGGCUCGGGCUUCAUUAAGGCGGGCUUCGCGGGCGAGCACCAGCCGCGCCUGGUGCUGAAGAGCUCCAGCCUGGUGCCCAGCUGGGACCGGCCGGUGCCGCCGGGGGCACUGGGCGGCGAGCUGAUGGGUGGCGUGGCGCGGGCGCACCCCAUCAAGCACGGCGUGGUGGUGGACUGGGAGGCGCUGGAGGGGCUGUGGGAGCGCCUGCUGGUGGGCGGCCUGCGGGUGUGCCCGGAGCAGUGGCCCGUGCUAGUGAGUGAUUCGCCGUCGGCGCCGCCAGCGGGCCGCGACAGGAUAGCCGAGCUGCUGUUCGAGACCUUGGCAGUGCCCGCGUGCCACAUGGCCAGCACAGCGUUGUUGGCGCUCUGCUCCACUGGCGCGUUCAGCGGGCUGGCUGUGGAGGCAGGCGCGGGCGUGUGCCACGCCACGCCCAUCUAUGCGGGCCACGCGCGGCACGAGGCCACGUUCCGGCUGGACGUGGCAGGCAGCACCCUGUCACGCUACCUGCGGGACCUGCUGGUGGCAGCAUGCCCCCACCUACAGCUGCAGGCCCUGCCCCGCAAGGCCAUCACACAGCUCAAGAAACGCUACUGCUAUGUGUCACUGGACUUUGAGGGGGACCUUCGUAACCCUGACCGCCACCAUCCGGUCAGUUUCUGCUUAGGCAAUGGGUACUCCGUCUGUCUCAGCAGCGAGCGCUUCCGCUGCCCAGAACCCAUCUUCCAGCCGAGUCUGCUAGGCCAGGCCAGGCCGGGCCUGCCCGCACUGGUCUUCCGGGCACUGCAGAAGGUUCCCGCAACGCUCCGGAAGCGGCUGGCUGACACCGUGGUGCUGGCCGGUGGCUCCACACUCUUCCCUGGCUUCACCAAGCGCCUGGAAAUGGAGCUGGAGGCGCAGUGCCGGAGGCACGGCUACGGGGCGCUGAGGCCGUGCCUGGUGGCGGCGCCUGGGCGUGGCACAGCAGUAUGGACAGGCGGCUCCAUGGUGGCCUCGCUGCGCUCCUUCCAGUGCCGCUGGAUAACCCGGGCCAUGUACCAGGAGUGUGGCUCCCGGCUGGUGCACGAAGUGUUCGACUGAGUCACGCUGUACUGGAGAGGAGGCGCCACCGGGGGGGGCUGCGGAGGGGGAGGCUCGGUGGGCUGAGCUAUACUCCGUCGGAGGCACUGAGUUCCAGAUAAAAGUCUCAAGUGAUCAGAGCUGGCAGAGUCCUCAUGUGCCGAUGGGUGGCCCCUAACUCUUCCUGAGCCAGGAGGAGGUGGUCCGGACCUCUAGGACCCUCACUUCGACCUGCAGUUCGAAUCUACCCUAACCAGUGCCAGUUCAGAGAAUACCAGUCCAGGUGCCUACCCCCAGGGCCCUGUUUCCAUGGCAACAAGGAAUGCAACACCGGCACUUGUGUUCAGGCCACAGAUACGGAAAUAGU